This is a messenger RNA of Pelobates fuscus (common spadefoot toad), 3128 nucleotides long. RefSeq names its product GINS complex subunit 3 (gene GINS3). The transcript has 3 exons. Gene Ontology annotation, biological process: mitotic DNA replication initiation. The record is from RefSeq and is a predicted model, not a curated record. Lineage: Eukaryota; Metazoa; Chordata; Amphibia; Anura; Pelobatidae. Bases 96 to 728 code for a protein of 210 amino acids. Gene Ontology annotation, cellular component: GINS complex.
GGGGAUAAAGGCGCAGCGGCCAUGUUGGCGGGGGAGAGCGCGGGAGAUUCAGAGUGACACUGUCCGGGUAGCCAUCUUGCUGGUGGCAGAGCGCGAUGUGGGAGCCGUACUGCCCGGUGUCGGCCGGUCUGGGCCGGGAGGAGAGCUUCCUGUCCCUGCAGGACCUGCUCAUGUCCCAGGAGAAACUGCCAUGCCGGACAGAGAGCAACUUCCCCCGCCUGGGCUUCCUGGACAAAGGGGGGGACAGCCAGCUCAUCCCACAGGGCACCAAGAUGGAGCUGUCACUCUGGUUGGCCAAAGGUCUGUAUGAUAACAAACGCCGGGUACUUUCUGUGGAGCUUCCCAGGAUUUACAGAGAAGGAUGGCGUACAGUCUUCAGUGCAGAUGCCAAUGUGGUGGAUUUGCACAAGAUGGGCCCUUAUUAUUACGGAUUUGGCUCUCAGCUUCUCAGUUUUGAUAGUCCAGAAAACACAGAGAUUGCCAAAACAAUAUUACAGACUUUUGUGGGCCGUUUCCGGCGUAUUAUGGACUCCUCACAAAAUGCUUACAACGAGGAUACUUCUGGCUUGGUGUCACGGCUGGAUGAAUUGGAACGAGGCUUAUUCCGAGAUGGCCAGAAAGGGCUGAAUGCAUUUCAGAGUUGGGAAAGGGGAAGAGCUGCCCAGAUUACAGCCUCAGGUCUGGUGCAGAGCUACCGAAAGAGGAAGUUUAAUGAGACAGAGACCUAAAGCAGUGGAUGUCGUUUAUCGGACGGCCGUGCCCAGUCUUCAGCCUGCAAGGUUUUUCACACGGAGAAUCAAUAGGUGACUUCCAGGCUGCUCUCCUCCCUUGCAGCUUGAAUUCAUUAAAUUGCUCUGUUUUUAAAUAACAUAUUCUUACCUAUAGCAAAGAUCCAAUGGUUCUUUGUCAAUGGGGUAUGCACUUACAUAAUUAAAUUCCCUACAAUAGCCUGCAGCACAAUUCUGGCCUUGCAUUAUGCCUGCUGCAAUAAUGCCUUCAUUAAAUGCUCAUUUCAGGUACCAUGAAAACUCUCAAUAAUGUAGUUAUGGUGCGUUGAGUACCCUGGCACAGUAUUGCCUUAAAGUGAGCACUGAGUGGCUGAGAGAAUCAGCUGCUAAGUCGAUUACUGCUAUCCAUUGUGAUAAAGGAUAUAAAUGUACGUAUAUUUGCUUGUAUUUGUAUCAGCUGACACUCAGCCAAUCACUAACUCUUCCUCACUAACGCUCUAAUACUCCACAGUAAAACACUGCUGGCAAUGUCCAGGCACCUUUACAUCUUCAUUGAAGUGUGCUAAUUUACAAUAAAACCUGAAUUUCCUGAGUUCUGGCUGAUAAUGAAAUGCAGAGUAAGCAUAAUUGCAUGCCUCUUGGGUUGAACAUUCUGGGAUUCCAUUUACUUGUUGCAUGCCUCUGGGGCUGGACAUUCUGGGAUUCCAUUUGCUGGUGGCAUGUCUCUGGGGCUUAAAAUCCUGGGAUUCCAUUUGCUGGUGGCAUGUCGCUGGGGCUGAACAUCCUGGGAUUCUAUUUACUGGUGGUCGGUCUCUGGGGAUGAUCAUCCUGGAAUUCCAUUUGCUGGUGGCUUGUUGCUGGGGCUGAACAUCCUGGGAUUCCAUUUACUGGUGGCCUGUCUCUGGGGCUGGACAUCCUGGGAUUCUAUUUACUGGUGGCCUGUCUCUGGGGUGGACAUCCUGGGAUUCCAUUUACUGGUGGUCUGUCUCUGGGGUGGACAUCCUGGGAUUCCAUUUACUGGUGGCAUGUCUCUGGGGCUGGACAUCCUGGGAUUCUAUUUACUGGUGGCCUGUCUCUGGGGUGGACAUCCUGGGAUUCCAUUUACUGGUGGUCUGUCUUUGGGGUGGACAUCCUGGGAUUCUAUUUACUGGUGGCCUGUCUCUGGGCUGGACAUCCUGGGAUUCUAUUUAAUGGUGGUCUGUCUCUGGGGUGGACAUCCUGGGAUUCUAUUUACUGGUGGCCUGUCUCUGGGGUGGACAUCCUGGGAUUCCAUUUACUGGUGGUCUGUCUUUGGGGUGGACAUCCUGGGAUUCUAUUUACUGGUGGCCUGUCUCUGGGGUGGACAUCCUGGGAUUCCAUUUACUGGUGGCCUGUCUCUGGGGCUGGACAUCCUGGGAUUCUAUUUACUGGUGGCCUGUCUCUGGGGUGGACAUCCUGGGAUUCCAUUUACUGGUGGUCUGUCUUUGGUGAUGAUCAUCCUGGAAUUCCAUUUGCUGGUGGUAUGUCCCUGGGGAUGGACGUCCUGGGAUUCCGUUUGCUGGUGGCAUGUCUCUGGGGAUGGACGUCCUGGGAUUCUGUUUGCUGGUGGCAUGUCUCUGGGGAUGGACGUCCUGGGAUUCCGUUUGCUGGUGGCAUGUCUCUGGGGAUGGACGUCCUGGGAUUCCGUUUGCUGGUGGCAUGUCUCUGGGGAUGGACGUCCUGGGAUUCCGUUUGCUGGUGGCAUGUCUCUGGGGAUGGACGUCCUGGGAUUCCGUUUGCUGGUGGCAUGUCUCUGGGGAUGGACGUCCUGGGAUUCUGUUUGCUGGUGGCAUGUCUCUGGGGAUGGACGUCCUGGGAUUCCGUUUGCUGGUGGCAUGUCUCUGGGGAUGGACGUCCUGGGAUUCCGUUUGCUGGUGGCAUGUCUCUGGGGAUGGACGUCCUGGGAUUCCGUUUGCUGGUGGCAUGUCUCUGGGGAUGGACGUCCUGGGAUUCCGUUUGCUGGUGGCAUGUCUCUGGGGAUGGACGUCCUGGGAUUCUGUUUGCUUUGGAUCUCAUCUCCCAUGAUUGUCUAACCAUUAUUUAACUGUUUUAACUAGUUGAGUGUCUAAGUAUAUAUUCAAAGUAUUCAUUUUGUACAUCAUACAGAAUAAUUAACUACUUCAAGGUGUUGUUUUUAAUUUUUUAAACAUGCCUUUAAGUUUCUGUAUUUACAAAAAAAAAGUUAAUUGUCUUCAUCUUCUUCCUCUUCUACUGAGAUACGUUGCUUUUAAAUGUUUCACAUCUCUAGCUCGGAGUGUAGCGAAGCACAAGCCUGACCAUAACACACUGGUGGAACACGCUGAGCCUCACUAGAACAUAUUUUAAGGUUACUUUUAAUCAGUUUAUUUAAGAAGAAUAAAUAUUACAUUUUAUCACUCAAAA